AUGGCUGCGAAUGAGAUUCAAUUUGCAAAAAAUGUUUCACUCAAUGAAGCACUUGCAAUGCUUGAAGAGGACGAAGAAAUGGUUGGACGAGUUGAGAAUAUUACCAUGUUACCACCAAUAAAUGCGUGUGGUAAUCUCACUGACGAAGAUUCAGGUGAAGAAGAUCAAAUGUCAAUAAAUAAUUUACCAGGUUCUCAAUUGCAAGCAACUGUAGAAUUGUUUGGUGAUCAUGUUAGUAGUUCGUAUGAUACUGAUGAUAAUAUCCCAUUAUCAGAGUUGGCCAGAAAAUUUCAAAACAAGAAAAAAAAUGUACAAAAAAAGGAAAACUUAUCAUUUUAUAAAAAAUGAUUUACCACCAAGUUUUUGUGAUGAAUCGCAAGAAAACUUUUCUUCUGAAAACAAAACACCUCUUGAGUGGUCCUAGAUUUUUUUGAUAAAGAUCUUAUAAACCUAAUAACAACUGAAACAAAUAGAUACGCUAAACAAAAGAAUCGUUUUCAAGAAGUUCUGGAAUCCGAAAUAAAAGCUUUUCUUGGAGUUCUUAUUAUUAGUGGAUACGUAAUUACUCCACGACGA
Messenger RNA from Onthophagus taurus, 576 nucleotides. NCBI's taxonomy places the organism in Eukaryota, Metazoa, Arthropoda, Insecta, Coleoptera, Scarabaeidae. The record is from RefSeq and is a predicted model, not a curated record.